GGAGGCGAGCUGGGGCGGGGAGCGGGCGCGGCGGAGGCAGCCAGCGGGAUCGGGCGCGGGGGAUGAGGCUGCGGCCGGGCACGACGGCUGCUCUGGCUGCUCUGGCUGCCCUGUGAGGAGGCCGCGGUGCCCGCCCUCUCUGCUCACGCUCGCGGUCUCCCGGCCUCGCCUUCCUCCUCCCUUCCUCCAUCCCUGCUUCCCUCCCUCGCCCGCCCGCCCGGCCGCGCCUUUCACUCGCCCGCCCGCCUGCACCGGGGGAGCUGCGCCGCCGCCGCCGCCGCCGCCGCCGCCGCCGCCCACGCUCCGCGUCCCCUCCCUCCCCAUCCCCCCGGCACCAUGAUGGAGGAGAUCGACCGGUUCCAGGUGCCCACCGCGCACUCGGAGAUGCAGCCGCUGGAUCCAGCAGCUGCAUCCAUCUCAGACGGAGACUGUGAUGCCAGGGAAGGAGAGACUGUAGCCAUGAAUUACAAACCAUCCCCACUCCAAGUGAAAUUGGAGAAACAGCGAGAACUCGCUCGGAAGGGUUCCUUGAAAAAUGGCAAUAUGGGCAGUCCGGUCAACCAGCAGCCCAAGAAGAACAACGUGAUGGCACGAACAAGGCUGGUUGUCCCCAACAAAGGAUAUUCUUCACUUGACCAGAGUCCAGAUGAGAAGCCAUUGGUGGCCCUUGACACAGACAGCGAUGAUGACUUUGACAUGUCCAGAUAUUCCUCCUCGGGCUACUCCUCAGCAGAGAUCAACCAAGACUUGAACAUCCAGCUGUUGAAGGAUGGUUACCGGUUAGAUGAGAUCCCCGAUGACGAGGACCUCGACCUCAUCCCCCCUAAAUCUGUGAACCCCACCUGCAUGUGCUGCCAGGCCACUUCUUCUACUGCCUGCCACAUCCAGUAACGGCCAGCAUGGGCCAGGGCAGGGGCAGAGGGGGGAGGAGGCACAUCUGGCGCCCAUUCCCACCCUGAUUCCCAUUCUGGGCCCUGGUCCUGACCUUAGCUACUGGCCAACUUCUUAACAGCCAUUGCUUCCUCCUAUGGUAGGACGUGUACCUCUGUGUUCAUAAAGCCGGGAGAAACCAAAAUGAGAUUUCACUGGGGGGUGGGGGGAGGGUGGUAGGGGCUCUUUGUUCAUUGAUUUGUUUAAAAAAGGGGACUCAGCCAGCUUCCCCUUCUCCCCAAAACCACCACCACCUCCAUUGGCUUCCCGGCCGUGACUGUCUACAGCAGACAGACCGGCCCAAAGUCUGGGGAGAGCGGGAGGGGGAGAUGGGAGAUGGGAGGAGGAGAGACCAGGGGUUAGUGAGGGCUGAGAGGAUUCAGACAAGGGAAGCAGCCUGGCCUCUGGCCUCUGCAGGCCUAGGGUGAGUCAGGCUGUGUUUCAUUCAGAAGAGGGCUCUCCCAGGUUGUCCUCAGGCCAAGCCGUGACCCAGUCUGAUUUCCUUAGGAUGCUCAGGCUCCAAGUCUUCCCCCAUGAUGAUCUGCUAAAGAAAUAUAACACCUGGUAGCCGAAGGACACCCCAAAGACUCCUCCUGAAAUGGCUCAAGAAGGCCGGCUCCAAGGCCACUCAGCCUAGCCUGGCCUGACUUGCCCUGGCUCAGCCUCAUGAUGUGAACUAUGGGAACUCAUUCUCUUUCCUGGUCCUGGCUUGUCCUACUCCUGCCUUCUGACCUACAUACUGAUUUUUAGAUUUUGUUAAUGUUUAGUCUCCAUCCCCCUCCCCUCCUGUUCCAUCCAACUCGGGCACAGUUUCUUGGCUUCAUUUCCCAUCAUUUUCCCAGGGGAUAGGAGGGUGGAGGGGAGCCCUCCCAUCUCUACCACCAGGAGAGCAACUUCCUCUCUUGCUGCCAUCCUCUGUCUCUCUUCUUCUUCUCUCUGUAACCUUCUGUCUGUGUUUUUUCCUCUCCCUCUCUCUGUUUAGAAGGGAAAAGGGAUCAGCAGUGUGCAUGGGGUCAGGACCAAGGUGGGAAGGAGGAUGAACUCCUGUCUGCCUGGUUCUGUUGCUGCCCUUGUGGGUUUUUAGGGAUGGUGGUGAAUGGAGGGAACUACCUCUGGCCCAGCCUCAUCCCACUCCUCCCCAUCUCUCUGCCUGCCACUAAACCUUUGUGGGGAGCUGGAAGCAGGAGAGGAGGGAAGGCAGUUGCCCUUGUCAGUCCCCUCCCCUGCUCUGUGGUUAGCUAGAGCUGAGCCUCCCCAAGCCUCCCUGCCUCCUUUGCCCUAAGGUUCUUCCUUUCUCAGCAGGCUAGAAUGUCCUUUGGGUCUGCAGUCCAGGGACUGCCUCUGAACCGGCUCUCCCCUUCCCACAAAACUAGCUUCCUUCCCACCGUCACUCAUGAAUGGGCUGAACUCGCCACUUGGGUAGUCACCACCUUUGUUCACAUCCUAUCCUUCAUGAAGCUCAGCGGAGGCUGCAUAGAAUAGGCAUCUUCAGGGAAGUGUGAGUGUGUGUGAGUGUGUGUGUGUGUGUGUGUGGUUACGUGUGUACAUGUGGGUGUAUGUCUUCUGUCGGCAUAUGUCUUUGGGCAAGCAGUAGUAUAUCUCUGUGUGUAUCUGUUUCUGCCUGUGUGUAUGUGUGUGUGAGAGAGAUAUCUGUAUAAGUAUGUGUAGGGUAUGUCCGUGCACGUCUGUGCUACUGCUAGUAUUGCUGUUUGGGUUAGAAGGGUCACAGUGGGAGUAGGGCCCCUGACAGCGCUAUAAAAGAGCAAAAAAAAAGCCACCCUGUGCCCCUCUUCCUGAGGGUCCUGGAUCCUGAGUUUGCCUCCCCUUAGCAGGGAAAGAGAGACAUGAUCCCAAGUGCCAAGGAAUGCUCUUAGCUCCAGGAUAGGCAGUGCCCUCAAAGGGCCGUGUGAGUACAAGGGAGAACCGUUUGCUGGUAUACCCACCAGCGCCUGCCUGGCUCUCUGGGGCUCUGUUUGCUAAAAGCAAAAACUCACCUUGGGAAGGAGGAAGGUCCAGAGGAUCCUUGCCCUUUAGGGCUGGAAGGUGGAAGAGGCCUAUUAGGUGGAAGGAGCAGGAUCAAAGGGGACCAGACCAGGCCAAGCUUUGGGGUCCUCUGCCUCACCUGGGACAGGCCAGCUCUGGAAAAGUCGAAUUGAUUUGUGAAACAGUAAAGGGCAUCAGGACCCUCCCCGGGCCUAAACCCAGCAAGGCCAUUCCCUCCCUGCCUACCCUCUAGCCUAUCUUUGUGUGCCCGACCUCAGCCUCUCAACCUCUUGUGUGGGACUGGGGCUUGGGGUACAGAUUAUAGACUAGCCCAAGAUUUCUCAAGCCUAGUUACCCAAGGGAAGAGGAUCUCCCCACCUUGAGGGGGUAGAGGGGGAAGGAGUGCCCUCCCCCUCCAUCCUUCAUGUGAUACCACAUACAGUUAUAUUCACUCAUUUGUAAACCAUCACCCCCCCUUACACAUUUACAUACGUACAUAUAUAUGUGUAUAUGUGUGUAUGUAUAUCUCUCUAUAUAUAUGAAUAGCUCCACCCACACUAAGCGUCCAUUUAAUGUUCCCAGAGAGGUCAGGUGUGGCUUUGAGAGGGUAGAGAGGUUCCUACCCUACCCACUACUAUUUGUCGGCCCCUCAGAAGCACCCACCUAACCCUUAGGGUGAAGGAGCUAAGUGGACAGCCAUGUAUAAGUUGUAGCUCCUGUCCCGCUCUGGGGACUACCCCAAUCUAGUGUAAGACAGUGGUGACAUCCCUGAGGGUAGGGUUGUCCAGAAGAGUGUGCCCAUGGGAAUUGUGGGACCCAACCAUAAGCAGGUAUACAAAUCAUUUGGACAGAAAUAGACUGGCCAUGAAGACUCCCAUACAAGGGUAUGACUGGUUUAUUCCUAUACCCCAUUCAUGUGCAAGAAGUCUUCUGACCCCCAGAAUCAGUGGUCUUUCCUUCCCAACCCUAAAGUCCUGUACUGCCCUGUUUCACCUCCCCUCUUCCUCUAGACCCCUUUUCUACAGUCAGGCCCCGUGAGCCCACCUGUCUUCUUGCUUCUCCCAUCUCAGGUGGACCCUUUAACUUCACUUCUGCCUAGAGACUGAACCAUCACCAAAAUCAGUAUGGCUUAGUCCCUUAGAAUGGAAAUUGGGAUGCCUGUGUACUGAUGUGGAGUUGACUGGAUGCGCUUUGUGCUUGCUCUCCCUGGGUCCCUGUAGGAUAAGGAAAAGGAAUUGAGGAAAAGAGAAAGUUCUUUGUGGAGGUGGUAGUGGUACCUUAUCUCACUGCUGGGAGCCAAGGUAUUCUCCCCUCUGUUUCUGGCCCCUGGGCUGGGAGAGAGAGGGAGGAGGGUGGGAGGCAAGAGCCCCCCCCAGACCACUUCAUGGCAUUUGGAAGAAUCAAGCUUUCUGUAUAACUCUCCCUCUCCCAUGAUAUGACCCCUUCCUGCAACCACAGCCCCCUUCCUCCCAGCUCUCCUCCUCCUCCUCCCCUCCCUCCCUUCCCUCUGACCCUGUCCAUGUAGGUACUUGCCUUAACCUCACUGGUCCCCAGCCCUGCCCCUGGCCCUCGACCCAGUCCUCAUGACUGUGGGUUCUCUUCCUUUGGAGUGUCAGUUACUCUGCAUUAAUUUAUUUAAAAGGUGUGUUUUUUGGAGACAUGAGACAUGUAUAAUAUUUUUUUAACAUUUCCAUCGCAGUAUUUAUCAUCGUUCCUGGUUGUGUGUCGUGUAACACAAUUAAUGAUAUUAAAAAGCAUAAU
Molecule: messenger RNA, 4674 nt
Organism: Dromiciops gliroides (monito del monte)
Lineage: Eukaryota; Metazoa; Chordata; Mammalia; Microbiotheria; Microbiotheriidae
Gene: FAM219A
Product: family with sequence similarity 219 member A
Exons: 6
Coding region: 337-891 (184 amino acids)
Source: RefSeq, a predicted model, not a curated record